This is a messenger RNA of Phragmites australis (common reed), 1617 nucleotides long. Its product is annotated as sulfite exporter TauE/SafE family protein 5-like. NCBI's taxonomy places the organism in Eukaryota, Viridiplantae, Streptophyta, Magnoliopsida, Poales, Poaceae. Gene Ontology annotation, biological process: protein ubiquitination. The record is from RefSeq and is a predicted model, not a curated record. Gene Ontology annotation, cellular component: Cul4A-RING E3 ubiquitin ligase complex; membrane. The transcript is spliced from 4 exons. Bases 73 to 1473 code for a protein of 466 amino acids.
GUCACAGCCAUCCCUCACAUAUCUGAAAGAACUGCAGAAACAAACUCCACGAGCAGAAGUGAGUGGCCAAAGAUGACGAGGACUGCUCAGCUCGUCCCUCUCCUGGUUGCCGCCAUCUCGGUUUCCUUUUCCGCCGCGGCAGCGUUCAGGUCCACCUCGUCACACCCCGGGCACCUCCAAACCCUCCUGGCCGAAGUGUCACGAUGGCGGGAACGCCAACUGGCCGACCCGUCCUCACACUCAGGCCGCGGCGCGGCGCAUGACCUCCGGCUGAACACCGUCCUUGCAUGGCUCCUCUCCUUCAUGGCAGCGUCCGUGUCGAGCGCCGGCGGCGUGGGUGGCGGCUCGCUGUUCCUCCCCAUCCUGAACCUCGUGGCGGGGUUGAGCCUGAAGCGGGCAGCCACCUACUCCUCCUUCAUGGUCACCGGCGGCGCCGCCUCCAACGUGCUCUACAACCUCCUCUGCACGGCCGGCCGCAGGCAGGCGGCGCUUAUUGACUACGAAAUCGCGCUGCGCUUCCAGCCGUUCCUGCUCCUGGGCGUGAGCAUCGGGGUGGUGUGCAACGUCAUGUUCCCGGAGUGGCUCAUCACCGUGCUCUUCUCCCUCUUCCUCGCGCUCUGCACCGUCAAGACGUGCCGCGCCGGGGUCAAGAUCUGGAGGUCCGAGAGCUGCGGCGCCGCGCCCGACCGCAGCAAGGAGCCCCUGUUACCCUGCGGCGGGGGCGGCGACGCCGAGAACGGCGACCAUGCGGGAAGCGACGACCGCGGUAAUGGCGCCGGCGAGGGGUUCCCGCUGAAGGACGUGGCGCUGCUCGUCAUGGUCUGGCUCUGCUUCUUCGCGCUCCAUGUCCUCCUUGGAGAUAAGCAUGGGAAGGGUGUCAUCAUGAUAAAACCCUGCGGUGUGGCAUAUUGGCUCAUCACCUUGUUCCAGCUUCCUUCCGCUGUGGCUUUCACAUGGUAUAUUAUAUACGCCAAGAGGAAGAAACAAGUCGUUCAUAGCCACGACGAUGACAAGGCAAAUCUGGUGGACAGUAAGAUGGAAACCUUGCCAUCACUGUCAUUCCCACUGGUGGCUUUCGUCACCGGGGCUCUGAGUGGUCUCUUCGGUAUUGGAGGAGGACUGCUUCUGAACCCUGUUCUUCUUCAGAUUGGAAUACCCCCGCAGACUGCAGCAGCGACGUCUUCGUUCAUGGUUCUAUUCUGUGCAUCGAUGUCCAUGGUUCAGUUCAUCCUGCUAGGCAUGAAAGGCAUUGGAGAGGCUUCCGUUUACGCGGGGAUAUGCUUCAUCGCUUCAGUUGUUGGGGUGGUUGUGAUUGAACGAGCUAUCAGGAAGUCCGGGCGGGUAUCGCUGAUCGUGCUCCUGGUCACCGCCAUCAUGGCUCUCAGCACCGUGAUCGUCACAUGCUUUGGAGCACAGGAUGUUUGGAUGCAGUACACCAGUGGAGCAUACAUGGGCUUCAAGUUGCCUUGCUGACAUUUUCAACAUUGAGCGUGAGGUGUUUGUCUUCUUUUGGUGUAGUCUUUACUCUUUACGACUUUCUGAAGGAAGAUUUUGUCCUUGAUAUUUUAAUGGCUAGUUUGGGGCUUACUUACUGAAAUAAAUUUUACCUUCCAAUGA